Messenger RNA from Racocetra persica, 1056 nucleotides. The record is from the annotation of a GenBank genome assembly. NCBI's taxonomy places the organism in Eukaryota, Fungi, Glomeromycota, Glomeromycetes, Diversisporales, Gigasporaceae.
AUGGAUGAUGUGCUUAUUGUCAAAGAUGGUCAGAAAUGUGAUAAAUGUGGUAAAGAUCUCGUUAGUGGAAUUGGAUGUAAAAAUUGUUCAACUAUUAAAGAAAUAUUUGAAACUUGUAAAUUAAUCAAAGCCAAAUUAGAAAGUGAUGGAAAUCUAAUUCUCACUCAAGAAAUAGAUGGAAAAAUAGAAGAGUUAAAAAUCAAAUCUUCUGAUAUGGAAAAUCAAAAUUAUGGUUCGAAUUUUAAACCAAUUAAAGAUUAUUUACAGCGAACUAACAAAACAACUCUUGCUUAUGAAAAUGGAGAACUACAAAACAGCAUCAAAUCCAUCACUCUUCAAGGUGAUAAACUGAUAAUUGAAUACCAAGGUUCUAAAACGGAAACUAAACCAGUCAGCAGCAGUUCAGAAUUUCAACAAAUUAAAUCUUAUUUAUCCAAGGUAGGAAAAAAUAAUCUUUCUUUAUCUGAUUUAGAGCAAAGUAGUAAUCAACCUACUUCUCCUGAAAAAUCCAAUAAGGCUCUUUAUAUUGGAUUAGCAGUAGUCGGAAUAUUAGUGAGAAUUGAUGGAAAAAGAGCAAAAGAUCUUAUUAAAAAAGAAGCACAAUCAGAUGUUUGGUUCAUUGGAGACAUUAUUCUAGCCAAAAAAAAUAAUGAUGAGGAAGGAAAUAUUUAUGACAUAAUUGAUGGUCAGCAAAGGUUAAUCACCAUUUUUAUCCUUCUUUCAGUUAUUUACAAAAAAAUCUCUGGACUUGAUAAUGAGGAAAUUGAAAAUAAAAUAAAUGACUUUUUGUUUUGGAAAAAAAACCAAUUGCGGAUGAUAUUAAAUAACCAAGAUGACCAAGAGAAUUUCCAAAAAAAUAGAGAAAAUGGAUCAAGAGAAGCGAUUAAAGUUAUUAAUACCACUGGACUAGAAUUAGGCAUUUCAGAUUUAGUAAAAAGUUUAUUUAUUAGUCGUUCCGACUCCUUGUAUAAUCAAGAACGAGUUUUCAAAAGGUGGAAUAGCGAAGUAGUAAAAAGGGUUUCUUCUUGCUCUAGUAAAGAAGUAGAAAAUACGGAA